This is a messenger RNA of Sphaerulina musiva SO2202, 1547 nucleotides long. RefSeq lists its product as uncharacterized. The record is from RefSeq and is a predicted model, not a curated record. Gene Ontology annotation, molecular function: protein binding. Bases 161 to 1084 code for a protein of 307 amino acids. Lineage: Eukaryota; Fungi; Ascomycota; Dothideomycetes; Mycosphaerellales; Mycosphaerellaceae. The transcript has a single exon.
CGCAGACAACCGCCUUGCUUACUUCAACACACCGCCGAGGAUCUAUUUCCAGCUACAAUAGCAACGCGUACAGCUCCAAGCUCACAGCCAAUACUAUCGCCCGACUCUCAGUCAAUACCACCUCCCCACCUCCACAUCCACGCUCAACACCUCUGCCGCCAUGGGUGAUCUCGACAGCUUGGUCGACAUGGGCUUCGACAAGGAGAAGAGCGAGAUGGCUCUUAAGAAGGGGGGCAAUCUUCAAGGCGCGAUCGAUUGGCUGGACAAGAACGCCGACCGCUCCCUCGAGCAGCUCAAGACUGAUGAGGCAGAAGACGCGGAGCAGCCUCAGCUGGCAGCAGGCGAGGUACCCAAAUCAAUGAUCUGCAACGAGUGCCAGAAAAAGUUCCGCUCCAUGGCACAAGCCCAAUUCCACGCCGAAAAGUCGGGACAUACCGAUUUCGCGGAGUCCACCGAGGAGAUUGCGCCACUGACCGAAGAGGAGAAGCAAGCGAGACUAGCAGAGCUCAGAGCGAAGGCGGCAGAGAAGAAAGCAAAAGCAGAGCUAGAGUUGAAGAAGGAGCAAAAGCGCAACGAAGAGAUUCGACGAAAGCACACCAAGGAGAGCGACGACGCGAAGGAGCAGUUGGCGCGCAAGCAGCAAAUACAGGAGGCUGCUAACAAGCGAAAGGAGAAGGCCGAGGACAUCGCCGCGAAGAAGCGUAUCAAGGACAAGAUCGAGGCUGACAAAGCCGCUCGCAAGGCCAAGAUUGACCAGGAGAAGGCGAUGCGAGACAAUCCCGCUGCAUACAACCCAGGCGCUGCCACUGCCGCUCCAGGUGGUCUUGCAGCUGCAGCUCCUGCCAAAGCCGCAAACCACAGCGAAGCCCGUCUAAGACUCCAGACUGGAAAUGGUAAUAUUAUGAAGACCAUGCCUGCGGACACGACGCUGUUCGAGGUUGCAGAGGCAAUCAAGCAGGAGAAUGGCACAACAGCUACCAGCUUCACACAAUCUUGGCCCAAAAAGACAUGGAAGUACGAAGACUUCGGCAUGACUUUGAAGGAAGCAGGAUUCGUGCCAUCGGCGGCUUUGGUGGUGGAAUAGAAUGACGACCGUCAAGUUUCGAACGCUAUGCUGGACCGGGCGGAGCACGAAUGUCCACAAUGGGUUCACAGCGGUAAAGGAGGCAUUUCAUACGUAUGUCCUGGUGCAGAGCCGCCGUGGAGCAGCAGGUCAUCCAGCCCUCCAACUGAAGAAGAUGAUAUUGAUCGAGAAGACGUCGACUGGUGACUUCCAUGAUCGUGCUGCACCGAUGCAGUCAAUGCAGUACUACAUCCUGGCUUCGCGUGAAAGGCGGCGUAAUAUGCCAUAAGCGUUCGACUGUCUUUCUCGAACGUGGAGGGGGGCCUGGAGCGCGGGUGAAGAUCAUGUGGCUAUUUUAUAUGCAUAAUCGGCCAAUGAAGGAACGAAAAGAAAACGAACCAAAUCACGAGACGAUGAGAAAGAUGUAGCUUUACGAUCUUCAAUGCAAACCAUCAACGGAAUGUUAACGUUGAGUAAGAGAGAG